This is a messenger RNA of Drosophila eugracilis, 2299 nucleotides long. RefSeq lists its product as uncharacterized. The record is from RefSeq and is a predicted model, not a curated record. NCBI's taxonomy places the organism in Eukaryota, Metazoa, Arthropoda, Insecta, Diptera, Drosophilidae. The transcript has a single exon. The coding region runs from base 1 to 2109 and encodes 702 amino acids.
AUGAGCGCGUCCGUCUGCGUGGUGGUCACAGUGCCCACUGAAGUGGAGGAGCUAAGGCUGAGCCCUAAGCCACUAGUCAGAACCCAAUGUAGCGCCAAUUGCUGUUGCUCCAUGAGGAGCUCGUGCAUUCCGAGUUGCGAGACUUGUCAGCGCUGUUGGCGACUUCGUCAGAUAGCGGGGAGCAAUAGAGGUAAGGCAAUGCCAAUGGAGGUCAACACAAGUCCUGCUUCAAGGUGCCACAGCAGAUCAGUGCAGCUGCCCGAUCUCAAUUGGGACGCUUCCCUAGAGCAGCUGCUGAAGGCAAUAUCCGAUGAGCUGCGAUUGGAGGAUGUCUUUUGGUCGCAUGACGUCACAGGAAAGCGACUCCAGGCCCGGUUUGACCUCCUGCAGGACGAGCAAUAUGAGAGGCUCCUGUGCACCUUGCAAGAUUUUGGCAUUGGCGAGAGACCCGGCACGCAUGUGUCCGCCCUCACCUGUUUAGAAACGCGGUCCAAUCCUAGGAACCAGAAUCCCAAACCAAACGAUAGCGAUUUGAUCGAUCAAGGUCAGGAGCAAAGUCAGGGCUGGCAGAGCUUUAUGGACUCGGUAAGAUGCCGGUUAAAUGUAAACCAGGUGGUGCGGCAGGUGCGUCGGGAUGCCACUCUGACCUUUGAUUUCGUGGUACUGCUGAUGGCGGCUGCCCUGCUCUCAUGCGUGGGCCUUGUCGAAAAUAGCUUCCUGUUUCUCUCUAGCUCCAUGCUGAUCUCCCCUCUCAUGGGUCCCAUCAUAGCGGCCAUAUUCGGAUCGGUGAUCGGCGAUCGGGAGCUGCGGUGGCUGGGUCUGAAGAACGAGCUGCUAGGCAUAGCCGUGUCCGUCGUCAUAGGAUUCUUUUUCGGGAUAAUAGUCUGCGGGUUCGGGCACUUCUUCGCCAUAUCCGCCGGUCUCACGGAGGAGAUAGUCUCGCGAUGCGAUACCCACUCCCUGGCCAUUGGAGUCUGCACUGCCCUGGCCUCAGGGGCGGCGGGUGCCAUAGCGGUUUUGGGUGGCAAUACGGGGUCUCUGGUGGGCGUGGCAAUAUCGGCUUCACUACUGCCACCUGCUGUAAAUGCUGGACUCCUUUGGGCCCUAGCCAUUGGAUCGCACCUGCUGCCGGCUGAUCACGACCUCAUGGUAAGACUGGUCAAGCACAGGUCUUACUCCUCGCAGCUGUCGGUGGAAUUGCUGCUUUGUGCACUGGUCAGCAUGGCCUUGACCCUCCUGAACAUAGUAUGCGUCUGGAUAAUGGGCGUGGUGGUCCUGAGGAUCAAGGAGGUGGCUCCGGCAGUUCAGCGGCAUCAGCAAUUUUGGCGCCACGACGUGCGCACAGCCCGCGAGGUGGCUCUUCUAGAUCCUGCUCUGCAAAGUGCCAUAGACCACCUAGACGAGACUCAACUGGACUUGGAAGCGCCGCACUAUCAACGCACCUGGUCACCGGGCAUGGAGAGCCAGGUGGUCCCGCACUCCGGAACCGGAGGCUCUCACAUGGCCCUGCCCAGCUCUAGGGACCAGCCGGAUAACUAUCACACGGUCCACGGCUUUCAGGAUUUCUGCAUUUCGCUGCAUCGCCUGAAGUCGGUGCAAAAGGGAGUCCAACCGACGAGUGUGAUGGAGCUGUUUGCCCGCAGAGCUCCCGCGGAGCUGAGUUGCGGCCAGACCAUCAACACCGCCACCACCACUAACACCACCAACAGCGGAGGGAGCGCAUUCAGCAACUGCCAAAAUCUGUCGAAUAUCAGCAGCCAAUCAAAACUUUGGCCCAAUAAGCCACCCAGUACCAUUAGUAUGCAAAGUCUGGGUUCUAGUCUGGCCCGGGACUCCUGCCCCGGUGCCGAAGUAGCUUCAAAUGUGGACAGGGACUUCGGAAAGCGGAACGUCCGCUGGAAAGAGGAGCAGCUGGGUACAGGUAGCAGUGUGAUAAAGCAGAAUCUGAGCACUAGGGAAAGUAGCCCACUUAGAAGGACUGGUCAGGUUCUAAUUCCCCUUCCCAACCUGGAGGCCAGUGUCCCGACUGAUCGAUCCCUGAAACUACUGCCGUACGCCAGGCUGGAGGUCAAAAGUCCGGAGGAGGGCCAGAACGAGUUCCAGGCUUAGUAGUAGUGUACAAGAGGCACCAUCAGAUAUACCCACCACCAGCCCGCAGCCACCAUCAAGAGCACCGCAAACUUCCAGAAUAGAGCCUCCAGCUCAGCAUUGAUUAGCUUCCGGCGCUGGUGCUUUGUUUGCAAACCACAUCAAGCCGCCGGCACUGGCGGUCGCGAAACUUGAAAAUGUAUAUUCGUAU